Messenger RNA from Diversispora eburnea, 507 nucleotides. NCBI's taxonomy places the organism in Eukaryota, Fungi, Glomeromycota, Glomeromycetes, Diversisporales, Diversisporaceae. The record is from the annotation of a GenBank genome assembly.
AUGAAUAAUAAUUUAAUACUCGAAAGUUCUUAUAUUAUUCAACUCCCAUUUCCACCCGAAAUUACGGCUAAAGAUUUCAUCAAUCGAAGAAAUCCGGAUCGAUUCUCAGCAAAAGGUCCCAAUGCGUUUUUCAUAUUUCGUAAAGAAAUAGUCUCAUAUCUAAAAAAAAAUAAUUUAAAAUUCAAAAUGCAAGAAGUGUCUGCGAUUGCCGGGAGGUCCUGGAAGGAAUCACCACCUCACGUUAAAACGACAUACAAAUUAAUUGCAGAAGAAGUUGAAAUACUCUUAAAUAAAGUUCGUAAUAAGCUGAAUUAUGCAACAGAAAGAAUGAACAUGUUUCCGAUAAUUCAACAUCAAUUUGUUGAUUUGUCAUCACAAACCCAAUUCUAUGAACAAAAUUUAUAUACACCCGAAUUUGAAUACGAAAGUAUUAACAGCGAAAGUAUUAUUGACGAAAAUACUGUUGAAGAAAAUAUUAAUCCGCCGCGAACUGGAUAUAAUAUAUGA